AUGGCUCUUAAGCGCAUUAACAAGGAGCUCACUGAUCUCGGCCGAGAUCCACCCUCUUCUUGCUCUGCCGGCCCUGUCGGCGAGGAUUUGUUCCACUGGCAAGCUACUAUUAUGGGACCUAGUGACUCUCCAUACUCCGGCGGUGUCUUCUUCCUGGCCAUUCACUUCCCUACCGACUACCCUUUCAAGCCUCCCAAGGUCAACUUCACUACCCGCAUCUACCACCCCAACAUCAACUCCAAUGGUAGCAUCUGCCUGGAUAUUCUGCGUGACCAGUGGAGUCCUGCGUUGACCAUCUCUAAAGUCCUUCUGUCCAUCUGCUCGAUGUUGACAGACCCCAACCCUGACGAUCCUCUUGUGCCCGAGAUUGCCCAUGUCUACAAGACUGACCGACCCCGAUACGAGGCCACAGCUCGGGAGUGGACUCGAAAGUAUGCAAUCUAG
Molecule: messenger RNA, 444 nt
Organism: Fusarium musae
Lineage: Eukaryota; Fungi; Ascomycota; Sordariomycetes; Hypocreales; Nectriaceae
Gene: UBC1
Product: Ubiquitin-conjugating enzyme E2 1
Exons: 5
Coding region: 1-444 (147 amino acids)
Biological process (GO): protein polyubiquitination; ubiquitin-dependent protein catabolic process
Cellular component (GO): nucleus
Molecular function (GO): ubiquitin conjugating enzyme activity
Source: RefSeq, a predicted model, not a curated record